Messenger RNA from Benincasa hispida (wax gourd), 2763 nucleotides. RefSeq names its product IQ-domain 3 (gene IQD3). The record is from RefSeq and is a predicted model, not a curated record. Gene Ontology annotation, molecular function: protein binding. NCBI's taxonomy places the organism in Eukaryota, Viridiplantae, Streptophyta, Magnoliopsida, Cucurbitales, Cucurbitaceae.
UUAUAAUAUAAAUAGGGAGAGACCCCACCGUGAAAGAUAUACAAUCUAAUUGUGCUUCACUCAACACAAGUCCAAUUGAUAUUGUCUUAACCAUUAGAAUGUAUGAGAUAUGUUUUGUAGGUGAAUUCAAAGUGGAUAAUCCGAAUCACCUAAUCCGAAUAACAAUGUUUAUCCAACUAAAUUCACACAUCAACAUCCAUCUUCACAUUGUUUUGGUUGAAAAUCAAUGUAACCAACUCACAUCCCUAUUGCAAUGUAGCCUCAUCAUUAAAAAAAGGGGAAAAAAAGUGAAGCAAGCAUGUUAAUUAUUUCUUAAAUGAGACGCUAGAUAGGGCAAGAUAGCUAGGAAGUGACAAAAGCAUCAUUUUCUAGAAUUGGUUUUUUUAUUAUUUAAAUAAAGACAUCACAUAAUUACCUCUCUAUCCCAAUUCCAAUUUACCCUUUUCUGUGAGCUAUGGGUCUAAGUCUAAGGCCAUAAUUUCAACGUUAAAAAGCAAUAAAACUUUUUGGUAAUUUUCAGAAACCGAUAACAAAAGGCAUCGUGGCAACUCACGAUUGGUCAGAUCCUGUAAUAAAAAGACACCAAAAGGCCAAAACUACUUCUACUUGGUGUACACGUUAAGAAGAGUCCACAUCAUGAUUUUUAACAGACUUCCCACUUUUUCCCCUAAAGGUUUCACCGGACGACGGCGGAGCCGACGGCGCCGAUAGCGACGGCGGCAGCAACUUGGGGGGUUUUGUUUUGUUUUGCCUUGCCGCUGAUGCUGUUAAAAUAAUAAUAAGAGUCACACAGAGCUUGAGCCCACUCGGUCUACUACUAACUUUUAUUUUCCCAAUGCCCUCUCUGUCCUCUAUUCUUUGCCCAUUUGUUCUUUCAAGUCUCUUCGUUACUUUUGUUUUCACUCUCUCUCUCUCUCUCUCUCUCUAAAAGCUCAAGAUCUGGCCUCUCUCUCUCUCAUGGUAGUUGUUGCUUUCGUUGCCAAUCAAUUUCUUUAGGAUCUAAAAGAGAAAGCUGCUGAGAUUCAGAGAAGAAAUGGAGAUUUUGUGCUGAGGUCAGAUGAUUGAAUAGGAAAUGGGGAAGAGGGGGGGCUGGUUUUCUGCUGUGAAGAAAGCAUUUGCUCCUGAAUCUAAGGAAAAGAAAGAUCAGAAAACCAACAAAUCAAAGAAAAGAUGGUUUGGGAAGCCAAAGAAAUUGGAGACAGUGGCAUCUGCAGAGCCAGCUUCAUUGGAUGUGUCUGUUCUACCAAUUGAAGAGGUGAAACUAGCAGAUGCAGAGAAUGAACAGAGCAAACAUGCUUACUCUGUUGCCAUUGCCACUGCAGUCGCUGCCGAGGCAGCUGUUGCAGCCGCCCAGGCUGCGGCGGAGGUCGUUCGGCUCACUACCAUCCCUCGUUACUCCGGGAAAUCAAAGGAAGAAAUAGCAGCCAUCAAGAUCCAGACUGCAUUCCGUGGCUAUAUGGCAAGGAGGGCCCUGCGGGCAUUAAGAGGGCUGGUGAGGCUAAAGUCAUUGAUACAAGGCCAAUCUGUUAAAAGACAAGCAACAACCACAUUAAGAUGCAUGCAGACUCUUGCUCGUGUGCAGUCACAGAUUCGUGCAAGAAGAAUUAGAAUGUCAGAGGAGAAUCAGGCUCUUCAGAGGCAGCUCCAACAAAAACAUGAAAGAGAGCUUGAGAGAUUAACUUCUUCUGCAAACAAUGAAUGGAAUGACAGUACCAAAUCGAAGGAGCAAAUUGAAGCUAGAUUAGUUAAUAGGCAAGAAGCAGCAACAAGAAGAGAAAGGGCAUUGGCGUAUGCUUACUCUCAUCAGAAUUCAUGGAAGAAUUCUUCAAAAUCUGCAAACCCUACAUUCAUGGACCCGAACAACCCCCGCUGGGGAUGGAGUUGGUUAGAACGAUGGAUGGCCGCUCGUCCAUGGGAGACUAAGAGCACCGUCGAUUAUCACGAGCGUGGCUCCGUCAAGAGCGUGAUCAGCCAUACAACUUCGAUCGGAGACAUCGCCAAAGCUUACGCCCGUCGCGAUCUCAAUCUCGACAUCAAGCCUUUUCCAAGGACUCCUACGAGCCAAAAAACGAGCCGAGCUCCGAGUCACCAAUCGCCGGCGACUCCCACGAAGGCGCAUUCAUCUCUAUCUGCAGGGAGAAAAUUGAAGCCGGAUAGUCCAAGAGGAAUCAACUGGGGCGGAGACGCCGAUUCCAGAAGCGCAUUGAGCGUCAAAUCCGAGCGGUAUCGGCGACACAGCAUCGCCGGAUCAUCGGUGAGAGAUGAUGAAAGCUUCACGAGUUCGCCAUCGGUUCCAAGCUACAUGGCGUCCACAGAAGCAGCCAGGGCUAGAUCCCGGUUGUCGAGUCCAAGGGGAACGGAGAAAACGGCGGCGAUUCUAGAGAAGGGACCGGCGAUUAUCGGCGCAAAGAAACGGCUGUCGUUCCCCGGCUCGCCGGCGAACUCGAGGAGGCACUCUGAUCCAGCGAAAAUAGACGCUAGUCCGAUCAAGAAUGUGGCAGAGAGAGAUUUUACCGGCGAGAGCAGAUAGUUGAAGAAGAUGAUGGAUUUAGUAGUGAUUUUUAUUUUUAAUCAUCGUUUUUAUUCUAUUUUAUUUUAUUUUUAAUUUUUUAGCUACGGUCGUUUUUUUUUUUUUUUUGGUUUGAAGGCAGGAAAAUGGUGAAUAAAAAGUAGAUUUUCUGUUUUUAUGUAAAUGGAAUUGGGGUUUGUUUGGGUGUGAUUUUUUUUAGGUAUAUAAUUUGACAACAUUGUUGUUUUCAAAUA